Molecule: messenger RNA, 1392 nt
Organism: Cucumis sativus (cucumber)
Lineage: Eukaryota; Viridiplantae; Streptophyta; Magnoliopsida; Cucurbitales; Cucurbitaceae
Product: NAC domain-containing protein 72
Exons: 2
Coding region: 68-1126 (352 amino acids)
Biological process (GO): regulation of DNA-templated transcription
Molecular function (GO): DNA binding
Source: RefSeq, a predicted model, not a curated record
ACAAAAAAAAAAGAAGGAAAAAAGACAACAAAGAAAAGCCUCAAUUCUUGUUCUAUCUUUAAAAAAUAUGGGAGUAGCUGAAAAGGAUCCACUUUCAGAGCUUAGUCUGCCGCCGGGAUUCCGAUUUUACCCAACUGACGAAGAGCUUUUAGUUCAAUAUCUCUGCCGGAAAGUUGCCGGCCACAAUUUCUCCCUUCAAAUCAUCGGCGACAUCGACCUCUAUAAAUUCGACCCUUGGGUUCUCCCUAGUACGUAUUCAGAAAAAUAUUAUAUCAUUGCCAUUUUAUUUUUUGUAAAUUUAAAAUUUGUUAAUUACUUAAUAUUUUUUUAUUUAUUUGGUUUUGCAGGUAAGGCUAUGUUUGGAGAAAAAGAAUGGUAUUUUUUCAGUCCAAGAGACCGAAAAUAUCCAAACGGGUCAAGACCUAACCGGGUCGCUGGAUCGGGAUAUUGGAAGGCUACCGGAACCGAUAAGAUUAUUAGUACUCAAGGAAAAAAAGUUGGCAUUAAAAAGGCUCUUGUUUUCUAUGUUGGGAAAGCUCCUAAAGGAACUAAAACCAAUUGGAUCAUGCAUGAAUAUCGCCUCAUUGAUACUUCCCGCAAGACCGGUAGUACCAAGUUGGAUGAUUGGGUUUUAUGCCGAAUAUACAAGAAGAAUUCAAGUGCGCAAAAGCUGCCACGAAUGACGAGUAGCAUUUCGAGUAUGGAAUGCAGCAAUGGGGGGUCAUCGUCCACGUGUUCUUCGUCGCACCUCGACGACGUUCUCGAGUCAUUGCCCGAGAUUAAAGACGGGUUCUUCAGGUUGCCUAGAGUUAAUUCCCUUCUAACUUUACAGCAAGAUCAUGAGAAUCUCAAGUUUCAGAAUCAUCUUAUGGGGUCCACUAAUUUCGAGUGGGCUUCCACCGCCGCUGCAACCUCCUUUGAAGGCUACAACUCGGUGGCCGAACUCGCUCCUCUUGCUCAGUCUCAGGCUCCGUCGGGGCUUAUUAGUUCCGACAUGUAUAUUCCGGCCGGCCAACCUCCGAGGAGCACGGUGGAGCAGGAAGUACAGAGUGGAUUUCAACGGUUUCAUAACUUUGGUUGGUUGCAGCAGAAUUUGUCCAACUCGGGCGACGGUUUUGGGUUUUGAAAAAUGUCUGGUGAGCAGUUUGGCGAGAGUGGGUGGGGUUUUAGGGGAGCGUGUUGGAAGAAUCUUUGUGUAGAUAAUUCUUUGGGCUAACAUUUGGGAUUUCAAAAAAACGACAAAAAAAAUUAGGUCCAAAAUUUGAGGCAAUUUUUACUCUAAUACUUACAUCAAAUAUAUUUGCACUUUUGAUUUAAUGUCCUAAUAAAUGUUGUAGUUUUUUACCCUAUGGUAAAUUUUUGUUUCAACAUUUUAUUAAAAAGGUAUUCUCA